Molecule: messenger RNA, 1153 nt
Organism: Gossypium raimondii (Peruvian cotton)
Lineage: Eukaryota; Viridiplantae; Streptophyta; Magnoliopsida; Malvales; Malvaceae
Exons: 5
Coding region: 7-1035 (342 amino acids)
Source: RefSeq, a predicted model, not a curated record
CUUGAAAUGGAUAGAUCUACUCUGGAAAACAAGAAACUUUCUGAAAAGCUUCAAGUAAUUCAAGAUACUUUGUCUAAACAGAAAGAUAAGUUCGUGAAGCUCUCCAAUGAGAAAAAGGAAGUAAUUCAAGAGAAGAAUGAUCUUGCUAAAAAGCUGAGGACCACCGAAGCUGAUAAGAACAGCCUCGUUGAAGAAUUGAGAACAGAAGUUGAAGCUCAAAACGCAGAACAACAGUCACUUUCAAAUGAAGUCCAGAUGUUGAAGCAAGAACUUAAGCAGAUCAAAAGAGAGAAACAGGAGAAGGAAGAGGAAAUUGGACGCUGUAAGAACUAUAAUGAUGAGCUGGAAGUGAAGUUAAAUAGUUUGCAGGAAGUAGCUCAAGAGAAGAAUGAUCUUGCUAAAAAGCUGAGGAAGACUGAAGCUGAUAAGAACAGAUUCGUUGAAGAAUUGAGAACAGAAGUUGGAGCUCAAAAAGCAGAACAACAGUCACUUUCAAAUGAAGUCCAGACGUUGAAGCAAGAACUUAGGCAGAUCAAAAGAGAGAAACAGGAGAAGGAAGAGGAAAUUGGACGCUGUAAGAACUAUAAUAAUGAGCUGGAAGUGAAGUUGAAUAGUUUGCAGGCAGUAGCUCAAGAGAAGAAUGAUCUUGCUGAAAAGCUGAGGACUGCAGAAGCUGAGAAGAAAAACUUGGCCAAACAAUCAAGAAGAUUGACUUCACAGAAUGAAGCUAAAGAAGCAGCACGACGGCCACUUUUAGAUGAAUUCCAUAGGUUGAGACAGGAGAAACAAAAGGAAGAAGAAAUUGAAUACUACAAGACCCAUAAUUAUGAGCUGAAACAGCGGUUGGAUAUAUCGAUGGGGAAGAUCCAAUCCCUUGAGAAUUCACUGCAUGAAGAAAGGCAAAAAAUUACCAGCCUCAUGGGAUUUGUCCAGGAAAAUCUGCCAAUGGAGCAACUGCAAGCACUGCUAAACAUCCAUGAAAAUUGCUUACGAAUAUUCCAAGCUACCCAACAACUUCGGAGAAACUUUCUGUGAUGAAACCGCAAUGAGAUUACUCAGUCAUGUACACCUGUCUUCCUAAUGUAAAGCUGUAACUGAAACAAUCACUUAAGAAAAUUAUACAUAAUCAACCAUCACAAUGAGGGAAAAACAA